AUGAAGAUCAAAAUCCGGCGAUCAAUGCAGCUUUUCUUUUUCUUUUGCUCUCUCUUUUUUUUCAGCAUGCAUAUUGGCUAUUUUGCUCUGCUGCAAAACAAAAACCCCAAUAUUGCAUUUGUGAUGCUAACUACUCAUCAGGUUCUACUUGGCGGCUGUAGAUGUCUUGAGAUUGACGUCUGGGACGGUGUACUGGACCAAUCGAGCUCCGAAUCAGAAGACAAUCCAGAAGAUGAUCACAAAAAGAUGCACAAGAAAAGACACGAAAAAGCUCAAAAAGAGAGCGCUGGCCUAUUCAGCUUAUCAUCUCUUUCAGAUCGCUUUGGUAAACUCGGUACCAAAAGCACAUCUGAUACUGUGCCUGAUAAGGCCCCGGCAACAGAUGCAAUACGCUGUGAACCCCGAGUAUUUCACGGUCAUACACUAACUAAAGAAGUAUCAUUCCGUGAUGUAUGUUACACAAUCCGUGAUAAUGCAUUUGUAACUAGCGACCUGCCAGUGAUCGUCAGUCUAGAGGUUCAUGCUUCCCAUGAACAACAAGAGGUUAUGGUUGAUAUCAUGACUGAAGCAUGGAAAGGGCUUCUUGUGGAGCUCACACCUGAAAUGGAUGCCCAGAUUGCCAAUGGAGACUUAGACCAUCUUUCUAACCCAGGCUCUCUGAGGAAUAAAAUCCUGAUAAAGGUGAAAUGGGUAUCUCCCGAAAAAGAUGAUACCCCGCCUGCUGAAGGGUCCAUCGAGGUUAUUGACCUUCAGGCUGUGGGCGGAGACGGUGACGGAGCUCAGAAUAAGGUCGUAGCUGGAUCGACGUCGACGAAAACAAAGCCUCAAAAGAUCAUUCAGUCCCUUAGCCGACUCGGAAUAUUCACGCGCGGUUAUACUUUUCAUAACUUUGCUCAACCUGCCCACCUCCCGUUGCCGUUCCCCGUACCUGGUGCAUUGGCCAUUUUGCCAGACCAAUUUAAAAUGACCCCCAAAAAACAAAAAAGGGAGCCAUUGGCUUGUGUUGAAGCGAAGAUACCACAUCAUAUAUUCUCACUCUCAGAGGCUGCAGUGAAAGCUGCACAUGAAAAGGAACGUCAAGCAUUAUUCGAUCACAACAAAGAAUUUAUGAUGCGAACUUAUCCCUCAGGAAUGCGAGUAGAUUCCUCGAAUUUAGACCCAUCUUUUGCCUGGCGUCAAGGCAUUCAAGUUGUUGCUCUCAACUGGCAACGCUGCGACAAAGGAAUGAUGCUGAACAAAGGGAUGUUCGCAGGAAGUGGGGGAUGGGUGCUGAAACCCUCGGAGUAUCGUGGGUCGGCUGCUCGCAGCAGUUCGACGAGUUCAUCGCCGCAGGAGCAGAUGGCGGCCGCUGUCAACGACGGGGGUCCUAAGAGUGUGCAGGCAAGUACGAGUGUUCGACGCAAAGUGAAUUUGUCUAUUGAAAUCUAUGCAGGACAGAACAUAAUGGCGGGGGAUGGGAAGUCAAAUCCCAAAAGUUUCCAUCCAUAUGUAGCCUGUCAUUUGCAUGUUGAACGACCCAAGGACAGCAUCCAUGCUACCAGCAAGGAUUAUGACAGCAGCGACCCCAACUACAAAUGUCGAACUAAAACUUGCAGCGGCGCCGAUCCGGACUUUGGAGGCCAAAUCCUCCAAUUCCCAAGCGCUCCUGGGAUUCUUGAAGAGCUCUCUUUUGUCAGGUUAGUGAACGCCCAGCCAAUCACCCCUUUUUCCAUCCGACCUGCACAUCACAACCAGCGCCGCAUC
Molecule: messenger RNA, 1743 nt
Organism: Trichophyton verrucosum HKI 0517
Lineage: Eukaryota; Fungi; Ascomycota; Eurotiomycetes; Onygenales; Arthrodermataceae
Product: phosphoinositide-specific phospholipase C, putative
Exons: 4
Biological process (GO): phosphatidylinositol-mediated signaling; lipid metabolic process
Molecular function (GO): phosphatidylinositol-4,5-bisphosphate phospholipase C activity
Source: RefSeq, a predicted model, not a curated record